CCGCCGCCGCCUCGCCAGCGCCUCGCGUCAUGGCCGGAGCUGGAGGUACCGGGAACGACAUCCAGUGGUGUUUCUCUCAGGUGAAAGGAGCAAUCGACGAUGAUGUCGCCGAAGCUGAUAUUAUUUCUACAGUCGAAUUCAACCACUCCGGAGAACUGCUCGCAACUGGGGACAAGGGGGGUAGAGUUGUGAUAUUUCAACAGGAGCAAGAGAGCAAAAGCCAGCCUCACUGCAGAGGAGAAUAUAAUGUUUACAGUACGUUUCAGAGCCACGAACCAGAAUUCGACUACUUAAAAAGCUUAGAAAUCGAAGAAAAGAUCAAUAAAAUCAGGUGGUUACCCCAACAAAAUGCAGCACAAUUCCUGCUAUCUACAAACGAUAAAACUAUAAAGUUGUGGAAAAUCAGUGAAAGAGACAAACGACCAGAGGGCUACAACUUGAAGGAGGAGGAUGGCAGAUAUAGGGACCCCACCACAGUCACUACACUUAAGGUGCCAGUAUUCAAACCGAUGGAUUUAAUGGUGGAAGCAAGUCCUCGAAGAAUAUUCGCGAACGCCCACACUUAUCACAUAAACUCUAUUUCUGUCAAUAGUGACUAUGAAACUUACUUAUCGGCAGACGAUCUUAGGAUUAACCUGUGGCAUUUAGAAAUCACCGACCGAAGUUUUAAUAUUGUAGAUAUCAAGCCUGCCAACAUGGAGGAGCUGACUGAAGUGAUUACAGCAGCAGAGUUCCACCCCAAUCAGUGCAACACAUUUGUAUACAGCAGUAGCAAGGGAACCAUUCGAUUGUGUGACAUGCGGACAGCAGCCCUGUGUGACAAACACGCCAAAUUGUUUGAAGAGCCAGAAGAUCCAAGUAACAGGUCGUUUUUCUCUGAAAUCAUUUCUUCAAUAUCAGACGUUAAAUUCAGUCACAGUGGUCGCUAUAUGAUGACGAGAGAUUACCUAUCAGUCAAAAUCUGGGACUUAAAUAUGGAAAGCAGGCCAGUGGAAACGUACCAGGUGCACGAAUACCUUCGGAGCAAGCUGUGCUCUCUGUACGAAAACGACUGCAUCUUUGACAAGUUUGAGUGCUGUUGGAACGGUUGCGAUAGCGUUGUCAUGACUGGGUCGUACAACAAUUUCUUCAGAAUGUUUGACCGAAACACAAAACGGGACAUUACGCUAGAAGCCUCGCGGGAGAACAGCAAACCGCGCGCGGUCCUCAAACCGCGUCGCGUGUGUUCGGGGGGGAAGAGAAAGAAGGACGAGAUCAGCGUGGACAGCCUGGACUUCAACAAGAAGAUCCUGCACACGGCCUGGCACCCGAAAGAGAAUAUUAUUGCCGUCGCCACAACCAACAACCUGUACAUAUUCCAGGACAAAGUCAAUUAAAACCGGGGAGGGGGCAGGGCAGAACAAGUCUCGCUUGUCCCUGCAGGGUUCCGAUAGUGUAGCCUUUGUAUCUUGUAAGAGAGAGAGAGAGAGAGAGGGGUCCAUUCUGGUCCCCCCCUCACCUCCGCCCAGCCCCGCUCCGCCCACCUCCCCAAUCUCUUAAAUCAGUGCCAUUUCUAAUGCACUCAUGCGUGACAUGACCGCAGAGUUCCUUUCACCCCCCCACCC
This is a messenger RNA of Callorhinchus milii (elephant shark), 1604 nucleotides long. Its product is annotated as serine/threonine-protein phosphatase 2A 55 kDa regulatory subunit B alpha isoform. Gene Ontology annotation, molecular function: protein binding; protein phosphatase regulator activity. Gene Ontology annotation, cellular component: protein phosphatase type 2A complex; cytosol. The transcript has 10 exons. Bases 30 to 1376 code for a protein of 448 amino acids. The record is from RefSeq and is a predicted model, not a curated record. Gene Ontology annotation, biological process: peptidyl-serine dephosphorylation. NCBI's taxonomy places the organism in Eukaryota, Metazoa, Chordata, Chondrichthyes, Chimaeriformes, Callorhinchidae.